GCAGGGAGGACAGGGGUGGGCCGAGCUGGGAUAGAGAAGAGAAGAGAGGAGGCAGCGGAGGGAUAGCAGAGCGUCCGGGAGCCAGGACGGCCCAGCUUGGACUUCCUAUUCCCAAAGGGGAGAGGGCAGGAGGCCCUGAGGUGGCCGUGGUUGGGGGGGGAGGAGGAGGAGCAAUGCGGCCCGGGAGCUGGGGCCAGGCCUGCCAGGCCUGGGAGAGGUGAGGCCCCCCCUCCCCAGCCCAGCCUGGGCGGGGGCCAUGGUGGUGGCAGCAGCCCCGUCAUGUCGGCCGAGGUCCGGCUGCAGCGGCUCCAGGAGCUGGUGGUCCGGGGAGGCUGGGUGGGUCUGGAGCCCCUGCUCGACCUGCUGCUGUGCGUCUACCAGGAGCUCAGUGCCUCGGCCCUGGCCCAGGACAAGUACGUGCUGGACUUCCUGCAGUGGGCGGAGCCGGUCGUGGCGAGACUGAAGGAGAUCCAGCUGCGCAGGGACGACUUUGAGAUACUGAAGGUGAUCGGACGCGGGGCGUUCAGCGAGGUGGCGGUGGUCAAGCUGCGGCGCACCGGCCAGGUGUUUGCCAUGAAGAUCAUGAAUAAGUGGGACAUCUUGAAGCGAGGGGAGGUGUCGUGUUUCCGAGAGGAGCGGGAUGUGUUGGUGAACGGGGACCCCCGGUGGGUCACGCAGCUGCAUUUUGCUUUCCAAGACGAGAACUACCUGUACCUGGUGAUGGAGUACUAUGUGGGCGGGGACCUGCUGACGCUUCUGAGCAAGUUCGGGGAGCGGAUCCCCGAGGAGAUGGCCCGCUUCUACCUGGCUGAGAUGGUCCUGGCCAUCGACUCCGUGCACCGGCUCGGCUACGUGCACCGGGAUAUCAAGCCGGACAACAUCCUUCUGGACCGCUGCGGCCACAUCCGCUUGGCCGACUUCGGCUCCUGCCUCAAGCUUCGAGAGGACGGAACGGUGUGCUCGUCGGUGGCUGUGGGUACCCCGGACUACCUUUCCCCGGAGAUUCUGCAGUCUGUGGGCGGCGGAACAGGGGCGUGCUCGUACGGGCCCGAGUGUGACUGGUGGGCCCUGGGGGUGUUUGCCUACGAGAUGUUCUACGGCCAGACGCCCUUCUACGCGGAGUCCACGGCCGAGACUUACGGCAAAAUCGUCCACUACAAGGAGCACCUGACCCUGCCCAUGGCUGAUGCUGGCAUCCCAGAGGAAGCCCGAGACCUGAUCCAACAGCUUCUAUGCCCGAGGGAGGUCCGGCUAGGACGGGCUGGUGCCGGGGACUUCCGAGAUCACCCAUUCUUCCAGGGCCUCGACUGGGAGGGCCUUCGGGACAGCUCUCCCCCCUUCGUUCCUGACUUUUCCGGAGCCACAGACACCUGCAACUUCGACCUGGUGGAUGACGGGCUCACGGCCAUGGUGAGCGGGGGCGGGGAGACACUGUCAGACCUGCUGGAGAGUCCCCCACUGGGUGUCCACCUGCCCUUUGUGGGCUAUUCCUUCUCCUAUGCUGCUCUCAGUGAAAGCGAGGCCGGCCCCCCUGCCCCCAUGGAGCUGGAGCCCGAGUUGACGGCCCCCACCCCAGAGGAGCCUCCCCAGGUCACCCAGACUCGGGCGGAGAAGGCCACCCAGAGCCCAGAGAAGGAGGAGGAGGAGGAGGAAGAGGGGGCCACCCUGCGAGAGCUGCAAGCGGCCCUGGAGGAGGAGAUGCUGAACCAGCAGAGCCUUCGAAGAGAGCUGGACGCCAUCCGCUCGGCCAACCAGAACUUUGCCAGCCAGCUCCGGGCCGCCGAGAGCCGCAAUGGGGAGCUGGAGGCUGAGAUUCAGCAGCUGCGGGAGCGGAUGGAAGAGCUGCAAGCAUCAGCCAACUCGGGGCUCCCCCUUCCCCAGGCCACGGAGCUGUCUCCCCAUGUAAGACACCCUUGCCUGCUGUUGCCCUGGGGGUCCCCUCCAGACCCCCUAGGGCCUCCCUCCAGGUCCCCUCCCCUUCCUCGGAGUCCCCACCGCAUCCGCAGGGAUCCCUCUGGAGGCCGCCCUGGGGAGGGACCCGGAGGGGCUCCGAUGUGGUCACCUGUCCCUUCUCUCUCCAGCCAGAUGGCCCCCCGGCCGUGGCUCUGUGCCAGUGCCCCCUGGUGGUGCCCUGCCACCUGCUGCCCUGUGCCCGGGUACGUCCCUCUGGCUGCUCACCCCGCCACCCCCGCCCCGGCCCUUGCUGCCUGGCCCCUCCGCUUCGCUCCUUCUCUGCCAGACUCUGAUCACCGGGAAGGGGGCGGACGGAAGGGGGGACCAAUCAGGACGUGCGGUCGCCGAGCGGACCAAUGAAGGGCAACCCUUGGAAAACGGGGUGGGGGGAAAAUGGAGCUAUUAAGGCUUCGGCCCUAAGUAGGCUGAAGGCGGUGCUACCGGAGGGGUUCUGGCGGCUCAACGGAGGGACCAAUCAGACCCGCCCCCUGACCCCCGGCCGGCCUUCCCGCAGGUCCGUAAGCCAGGCGUAUCGGAGGCGCGCCAGCUGCUCCUCGUCGCCGCUGCUCUGGCUCCUGCCGCAGCGCUGGGCUGCCCUGGGCUGGGGGCCCGUGCUGGCCCCGGCCCCGCGUGGAGCCUCCCCUGGACGGCUCGCCCCAGCCCCAGAGCCGCCUUCGGCCCCCGAGCCCUAGACGUUUCUGGCCCCUUCCCGUUUGAGAAUGGACCCCGGCGUCCCGGGAAGGGGAAACCGUGGUCCGAGCGCGCAGUCCGACCUCGCCUGCCCUGUACAUAGCACACGGCCCCAUCCCCGUGAUCCAGACCCGUCCCCGGGGGCUCGGGCGGCGUCCGGAGAGGGAGUCCUGAGGGCCAGGGACCCCGCGAGCCCCGCCCCCAGACCGAACACCGGCCCUCACUGCAGGGACCCCCCACGCCUGCACGCACCACGCGCCCGGCGCUGCCGCCUCCCUCACUGCUCUCUGCCCUGCUUGAUAUUUAUUGAACUAUCCACCGGCCCCAGCACCCCGCACCAGCCGGACGCCGGGGUCCCCCGAGUCGUGGGUGGCUGCGCUGCCCCGUGCCCAGCCCCCAUCCCUAUUUAUGCACUGAGAGCCUGACCCCCAGUAUUUAUUGUCGCCCAAUAAAAAGCCUCUUGGUCUCCUCA
This is a messenger RNA of Monodelphis domestica (gray short-tailed opossum), 3115 nucleotides long. Lineage: Eukaryota; Metazoa; Chordata; Mammalia; Didelphimorphia; Didelphidae. The record is from RefSeq and is a predicted model, not a curated record.